Molecule: messenger RNA, 1416 nt
Organism: Hibiscus syriacus
Lineage: Eukaryota; Viridiplantae; Streptophyta; Magnoliopsida; Malvales; Malvaceae
Product: ACT domain-containing protein ACR11-like
Exons: 10
Coding region: 348-1193 (281 amino acids)
Cellular component (GO): chloroplast stroma; chloroplast thylakoid membrane
Source: RefSeq, a predicted model, not a curated record
UGUAAGACCCUGUUUGGUUAUCGAGUUUCUCAAAGUCGUCGUUUGUUUAAAGGGUGGAGAAUGGAGAGAUGCGGGAACCAAACACGUCUCAGUAAAUUUGAUGGAUCGGAUUAAACGUUGGGGAGAGGAUAUUUAUAAGUGAUUCAAAAAGAGAAGAAAAAGAGAAGAGAGGAGCAAAAUAGAUCGAGUGUUAUCUUUUUCUCUAAUAUCUAAUGGCGGAUAAAACGAGAGCCUCAGCUUACUACUCUCAUUGCUUCAAUCUUGCUUCCUCUUCUUCUGUUUGAUCUCUCUGUUUAUUUCUCCUCUUUGCUUCUGCUUCUUUCUCCAGCUCUAUAAUUAUAGUUGCUAUGGCUUCUGCUGCUAAUUGUGCAGUAUAUUUAAGCAGCAACACUAACUGCCUUACUGUAUUUGAAAUCAAAAACCAUUCUUUGCCUGCUAACGUUGUUAGCAGACAACCCAACACUCUUGGGAGAAGAAGGCUCAGAUUGUCAUCAUCAACGACCAGAAUCAAUCCACCAUCAGCCACUGCCAUAGGGAAUGAUGGGAGUUUGCUCGAUACAGUUCCAACCCCCAAAGUUAUAAUUGAUCAGGACUCUGAUCCAGAUGCCACUGUUGUGGAAAUAACCUUUGGGGAUCGCCUUGGAGCGCUUCUUGAUACCAUGAAUGCGCUUAAAAGUCUCGGGUUGAAUGUUACUAAGGCAAAUGUCUAUCUGGAUUCAUCUGGGAAGCACAACAAGUUUUCCAUCACUAAGGCUAGUACUGGAAGAAAAGUUGAAGAACCAGAACUGCUUGAGGCAAUACGUUUGACGAUUAUAAACAACUUGCUUCAAUAUCAUCCGGAAUCAAGCUCCCAGUUAGCAAUGGGUGCGACCUUUGGUGUUGAGCCACCAAAAGAACCGGUUGAUGUGGACAUUGCAACCCACGUAAGAGUUCGCGACGAUGGUCCUGACCGAAGCUUGCUAUUUGUGGAAACAGCUGAUCGCCCAGGGUUGUUGGUGGAUCUUGUGAAGACUAUCACUGAUAUCAAUAUUGCCGUCGAAUCUGGGGAGUUUGACACCGAGGGUUUGCUUGCAAAGGCAACGUUUCACGUCAACUACAAGGGUAAAGCCCUCAUCAAGCCUCUGCAGCAGGUUCUUGCUAAUAGUUUACGAUAUUUCUUGAGGCGUCCGAGUACGGAGGAGGCAAGUUUUUGAGCCACCAUAGCCAAGUUUAGGAGCAAAUUACCGAUACCAAUGGGGUGAACUUUAGAAUGUUGUUGCUGCCAAUAAUCUCCUCUUGUAGCAAUUCUACAUAUACUCCCCAAUUACUUUUACUGCGAUGAUACUUGUUGUGUAACUAUUUUAAUUCAUUUGAUCACAUCUAUGUUGGCUCAGUUUGUGGAUUUUGUGAGUAAUUUGAUGCCAUUCCCACUUUUUU